Mesocricetus auratus (golden hamster) is the source of this 586-nucleotide messenger RNA. RefSeq names its product cancer/testis antigen 83 (gene Ct83). The record is from RefSeq and is a predicted model, not a curated record. The transcript has 2 exons. The coding region runs from base 140 to 520 and encodes 126 amino acids. NCBI's taxonomy places the organism in Eukaryota, Metazoa, Chordata, Mammalia, Rodentia, Cricetidae.
ACAGUUAUCACCAGGAGGCGGUAUAGGGGAAACAGGUACCUAACCCCUGUCUGCUCCAGCUCGCUUGCUAGAUAGGCAGCUGCUGCUCCCCACCGCCUGGUGCCUGCUUUCCAAAGAAAAACGGAGCCAGAAAUCUACCAUGGACAUCGUAUUCAUCCUUGUCGGCAGCAUCUUUUUUGCUUUCAUCUUUUGCAUCUUAAAGGUACUAUUUCAGAUGACUGAUCAUCAAAAACCAUCCAACCCAAAACCUCCUAAGCUGCUGAGAUCAACUCCCACUCUGUCACACAGGAAUGCUGCUCUGCGUUUCCAUGACAACAACUACAACCAGGCUACGAUGAAUAAUUAUCCACGAACACUAGCCUUGCACAAACGAAUACUGGUCAAUUUGAACAUCAUGGAAUGCCAACUAACUAAGCUGGAGCAAUUCCUGUCUGCAAGGCGCCCACGUGGCUAUUCAAAGCCUAGGCGGAGAACCACUGUGAGAAUUCCUGUGGAAAGCGACAGUGGAAGCAACCAAUAAAUUCCCUGAGUGGGAAUCCCUGAGUGGGAGUCCCUGAGUGGGAAUCCCUAAGUGGGAUCAACUGAU